AUGGCAACCGUAUCCCGAGCAGCGAGCGCCGUGAUGGGACACCAGGAAAUGCACACCACAAACCUGAACUACACAACAUCUGUCCUCUCUCAUCUGUCCUCUCACAUCUGUCCUCUCUCAUCUGUCCUCUCUCAUCUGUCCUCUCUCAUCUGUCCUCUCACAUCUGUCCUCUCUCAUCUGUCCUCUCUCAUCUGUCCUCUCUCAUCUGUCCUCUCACAUCUGUCCUCUCUCAUCUGUCCUCUCACAUCUGUCCUCUCUCAUCCGUCCUCUCUCAUCUGUCCUCUCUCAUCUGUCCUCUCUCAUCUGUCCACAUCUGUCCUCUCACAUCUGUCCUCUCUCAUCUGUCCUCUCUCAUCUGUCCUCUCACAUCUGUCCUCUCUCAUCUGUCCACAUCUGUCCUCUCACAUCUGUCCUCUCUCAUCUGUCCUCUCUCAUCUGUCCUCUCACAUCUGUCCUCUCACAUCUGUCCUCUCACAUCUGUCCUCUCACAUCUGUCCUCUCUCAUCUGUCCUCUCUCAUCUGUCCUCUCACAUCUGUCCUCUCACAUCUGUCCUCUCACAUCUGUCCUCUCACAUCUGUCCUCUCACAUCUGUCCUCUCUCAUCUGUCCUCUCUCAUCUGUCCUCUCACAUCUGUCCACAUCUGUCCUCUCUCAUCUGUCCUCUCACACCUGUCCUCUCACAUCUGUCCUCUCUCAUCUGUCCUCUCUCAUCUGUCCUCUCUCAUCUGUCCUCUCACAUCUGUCCUCUCACAUCUGUCCUCUCACAUCUGUCCUCUCUCAUCUGUCCACAUCUGUCCUCUCUCAUCUGUCCUCUCUCAUCUGUCCUCUCACAUCUGUCCUCUCUCAUCUGUCCUCUCUCCUCUCACAUCUGUCCUCUCUCCUCUCACAUCUGUCCUCUCUGAUCUGUCCUCUCACAUCUGUCCUCUCACAUCUGUCCUCUCUCAUCUGUCCUCUCUCCUCUCACAUCUGUCCUCUCACAUCUGUCCUCUCUGA
This is a messenger RNA of Knipowitschia caucasica, 993 nucleotides long. The record is from the annotation of a GenBank genome assembly. Lineage: Eukaryota; Metazoa; Chordata; Actinopteri; Gobiiformes; Gobiidae.